Messenger RNA from Aspergillus wentii DTO 134E9, 1968 nucleotides. RefSeq lists its product as uncharacterized. Lineage: Eukaryota; Fungi; Ascomycota; Eurotiomycetes; Eurotiales; Aspergillaceae. The record is from RefSeq and is a predicted model, not a curated record. The transcript has 4 exons. Bases 1 to 1968 code for a protein of 655 amino acids.
AUGGCUGGUGAUCGUGCGCAAAAUAACACCGCUGCCAGGGCGGAGGCGCGUCUUGGCAUUGAGUUCUCUGCACGGGCCAGCAUCGGCAUGCCGAUUUUUCCGGCAUUAUCCACGGGGGGACCGUUGGUGGACGGUCACGCUCUACGAUCAAGACGGUUCCUUUGUUCUCGGACGCUCGGCGUGACACCGCUGCGGGACAUUCAACCAGCGUGUGGUCGUUUUGCGGUGGUGAGGUCUACCGUCAGAUCCAACUGGCAACCCAGCGACAAACGGUAUGAUGUGCGACGGCUGCGACAUUUCCCGCAGUACCGCGAGCUCCGGGAUGCGCUCGACUCCCUCCUACCGUUCCGUGCCCUGUGGAAACGGUUACGGCCGGGCACGCUGCAACGCAAGUUUGCCCUUCGAAGUCCCGAAAGGCUUGCUCACUAUGUCCGCCGAGUGCACCAUGUAUGGUCCCAGAUCCUUGGGAGCAUCCACCCGGACGAGGCUGAUCAUAAGACCGUCCAGGCGCUUGAAGGCCGCUGCCCGGGACUUUCAAUGAUUGAUCUGAAUCAUAUCAAAGACGGCUUGGAGACUGGCCGGAUCUUUCCUACGAUCACCCAGCCGGAUGACCGGGCGCGGCUGCUGGAGAGAUUGUCCCGGAUCGACACAAGGAUCCCUUCCCUCCACACUUGGACCACAGAUUCCUUGUGCUUGACCGCCGGUGCCUCUAUCCUUCGGCGCCUGUUCCCGGUUCUCCAGAGCCACGCCACCCUUGAGCAGGAGGCCCAGCGUCACCAUGCCUGGCCUGGCGGUGAGCAGCCAUCUGGCCGUUCCCCGACCGCGGUGGACUUUGGGUCCGCCUAUCGCCAGCUUUGGUUGUUUGCCCUCCGGAACGCACCCGGCCUGCUCUCACUACCCCAGAGCCCACCAGAUGACAAGCAACAAGCCCUGUGGGUACAGGUGGCCCGGUUCGCAUGGGUCGUUGGGUUUAACACGCCAGCAAUCCGGAGCCUCCUGCAAGGUGAUAGACCGACUGUAGGGUUCGCAGCGGAUUCCGCUGGCGGGCCCCCAGCCAUGCCCGCGAUCACCACAGGUCUUGAUGCCCGGGAGUCAGCGGGCAGACGCAUGGUUAGAUCAGCCGCACGAUGCUUCCACGAGGCCCGGCCAUAUUUGUGGGCUGACUACAUUUACUCGCCGUCGCCCACGACACCUGGAUGGACUCUGACGCCAUUUGCUAUCGCGCGCGACGUGUUCCGGGCUUUUUUUGGUUCUGACCACCCCGGUUGCGAAAAUGGUCAGAUGCUAUCGAUGCUAUCCCCGAGCAUUUCAGGCCACGGUUACCUGUCAGCACUUCGUGACGUGAAUAUUGAUCUGGUCCCCAAUCUGGGCGCGGAUCGCACAUGUGCAGACACCCCCACGGGGCUGUUGACAGCCCCACUGGGAUCCAGAUCCCCGUCUCCGCGCUCGGUCAGUCAUUAUUCUCGAUCGGUCAGUGGCGGAAGUAGUCAUACUCCGCCUCCAAAUCAGCCUGGAAACUUACCCGAUCCACCUGAUGAGCUGAAUGCUCCUAUCCCACCCUCGACCGUCUUGAUUGACACGGUUCUUCGUGAGCUGGAGCAUCCUUCUGACAGUCGUGCGCCCGCAGGCCUAGGCCUGUUAGGACAUUCGAUCCAGCUCACGCCGGUUGACGUGCAAAACAAUCUGGAGCAGUACCGGUACCAUGCAACCGGGCCGGCAGCAGUUGUAUAUCACUAUGACGUGCCGCCGACGAUCUAUCAGUUGCCGCUACUUCGUGCCGAGCGUCAGUUCAUGACCGCCAUUGUAGCUACGAACUGUGACUGCUGGUAUGCCGUUUAUGAAGCAGGCUUGUUAUGUAUUCUGGAGCCAAAAGACAUAUUGCCAUGGCUGGGGAAGAAAUUGGUGGUAUAUGGGGAGCGAAAAUAUUGGCGCCAAGCACAAUGCGGGGAAUUUCCCCAAGUACGUUGA